CACCGAUCAAAUGCGCAGGCGUCAGGGUUGUUGACGUUCCCGAGAAUCGCGCAUGCGCGCAGUACAUAAAAGGCCUGGACAGGAUCAUUGCAGGUUAAAAAUGACAAGGAAUUUGUCUACGGGAAUCUCGAACACAACACACCAGCUGUCUCUGUCCAGAUAUUUAAGAAGUGGAGCAAGAGAUUCGCUCGAUCAUCCUUCCUGCUCGGACUGUGGGGAGGGAUUCACUAGCUCAUCUGACCGAUUGACACGCCUGUCAUUUCACACAGUGGGAAACCCAUUCAUCUGCUCAGACUGUGGGAACAGAUUCAGUCAGUCUUCUCAACUGAAGGUACAUCAAUAAGUUCACACUGGGCAAGGCCAUUCAUCUGUUCUGUGGGUAAGAAGGGAUUCAGUCGGUCCCACAUGUGGACACACCAGUCCGUUCACACUGGGCAGAGGCUGGUCAUCUGCUGAAUUUGUGGGGAAGGAUUCACUCUGUCAUCUGGCCUAAUGGCUCACCAGCAAGUUCACACCGGGGAGAAGCCGUUCUCCUGCUCGGACUGUGGGAAGGGAUUCACUAAGUCAUCUCACCUACUGAGACAACAGUCAGUUCACACUGGGGAGCGGCCGUUCACCUGCUCGGACUGUGGGAAGGGAUUCACUCGGUCUUCCACCUUAAUGGCUCACCAGCGAGUUCACACUGGAGAGAGGCCGUUCACCUGCUCAGACUGUGGGAAGGGAUUCACUUGGUCAUCCCAAUUGAAGGUACAUCAGCGAGUUCACACUGGGGAGAGGCCGUUCACCUGCUCGGACUGUGGGAAGGGAUUCACUUGCUCAUCCCAACUGAAGGUACAUCAGCAAGUUCACACUGGAGAGAGGCCAUUCACCUGCUCAGUCUGUGGGAAAGGAUUCACUUGGUCAUCCCACCUACUGGUACAUCAGUCAGUUCACACUGGGGAGAGGCCAUUCACCUGCUCAGUGUGUGGGAAGGGAUUCACUUGCUCAUCCCAACUGAAGGUACAUCAGCGAGUUCACACUGGAGAGAGGCCGUUCAUCUGCUCAGACUGCGGGAAGGGAUUCACUCAGUCAUCCCACCUACAAGCACACCGAUCAGUUCACACUGGGGAGCGGCCGUUUACCUGCUCAGACUGCGGGAAGGGAUUCACUCGGUCAUCCGACCUGCUGGUUCACAAGUCAGUUCACAGUGGGGAAAGGCAAUUCACCUGCUCAGUCUGUGGGAAGGGUUUCACUUGCUCAUCCCAACUGAAGGUACAUCAGCGAGUUCACACUGGGGAGAGGCCGUUCACCUGCUCAGACUGUGGGAAGGGAUUCACUCAGUCAUCCCACCUACAAGCACACCGGUCAGUUCAUACUGGGGAGCGGCCAUUCACCUGCUCUGACUGCGGGAAGAGAUUCACUCGGUCAUCUGACCUACAAGCACACCGGUCAGUUCACACUGGGGAGCGGCCAUUCACCUGCUCAGACUGUGGGAAGGGAUUCACUUGCUCAUCCCAACUGAAGGUACAUCAGCGAUUUCACACUGGGGAGAGGCCUUUCACCUGCUCAGACUGUGGGAAGGGAUUCACUUGCUCAUCUAAACUGAAGAUACAUCAGCGAGUUCACACCGGAGAGAGGCCGUUCACCUGCUCAGACUGCGGGAAGGGAUUCACUCAGUCAUCCCACCUACAAGCACACCGGUCAGUUCACACUGGGGAGCGGCCAUUCACCUGCUCAGAAUGUGGGAAAGGAUUCACUCGGUCAUCUGACCUACUGGUACACCAGUCAGUUCACACUGGGGAGAGGCCAUUUACCUGCUCAGUCUGUGGGAAGGGAUUCACUUGCUCAUCCCAACUGAAGGUACAUCAGCGAGUUCACACUGGGGAGAGGCCGUUCACCUGCUCAGUGUGUGGGAAGGGAUUCACUCUGUCAUCUCGCCUACUGACACACCAGUCAGUUCACUCAAGGUAGAGGCCAUUCACCUGCUCAGAUUUUGGGAAGAGAUUCUCUCAGUCAAAUCAACCAAAUGUGCAUCAUUAAGUUCACACUGGGGAGAAGCUGUUCACCUGCUGUGAAUGUGGGAAGCGAUUCACUCAGUCAUCUAACCUUAUGUAACUCUGGCUUUGGCUGGCAGCUUAAUAUAGGGGGUGAUAGCCCCCCAGCCCGGCCAAACUUAAGAUAUCUCAUUUGGGUGGAUGCGUGAUGUGUCCCCUGUUACAAAUCAGUACCCCAAAAUAACAAAUGGUACACAAUAUGUGAUUAAACAAUUAAGAUUUAUAAUUCUUACUUUGACUAUAUGGUUAGUAAAGAAAAGAAAAAGAAAAAUGGCCCACUGUCUCCAUUCACGUCUUCUCAUCUCUGCCCAGCUAAAGAACAACAAAAUCUCUCUUCCAGACACACAAGAAAAAAUAUUUCUGUCAUUGGAUAGCCCCGCAGUCCAAAACCCUGUUAUCUCUAGUCGUAACCUAGACAUUGCUGCUACAGAGAAACCAUUACUUUGGCAGUGAAACAUUGCAGAGAGGCCAUUACAUUAGCAGUGAAUCCUUACAGCAUUUUACACUUGUGACACACUACCAGGUUCACACUGGGGAGAAAGUUUCAAUAAGCUGCAUGCUGGAUAUUUCUCCAUCACCGUGCUGAAUGCAAUUUCGAGAGUGACUGUCGGUGCUGAACUCUGCAAUUAUUGCUGCUGCUCACCACACCCAGUUCUGCACCCUGGUCACUGGGCAUGGGAGGAGUUUCUUCUGCUGCAUAUUCACCUUUAAUGGGACUGGUGUUUAAUAUUCUGGAUCUGAGACAAAUAAAUCAGUUCUAUUUUAAACUCUGUCCAGUACUUAGUGAAUUUAUAACACAACUAGUGUACAGUAGAGAGUCAACUCAGACCGGCUGAGUUUGUCUUUUAAAGCAAGAUUUUGGUGAAUGAUAUUUGCCACUUUAUUGUACCUGCAUAAGUAAUCAAAUUGAGUUAAUCUGCUGCAGGAUCCUGGAAUGUGUUGGAUUGUGUCUGGUUUCUCUUGGCAUUUUCUGCAUUUAUUGCCUGGUUUGUUUGUAUUGUGUACAUUGUUGAUUUUUUUUUUCUUUUUGUUAACCACCUUGUCCUGUAUUUCUGCAAGGAACCCCUAUGUUUCUGCGAAGAGGUCUCCAACUCUCAGUCAGGUGCUCAAUGCUUCCUUGUCACCAUCUCGUCUGCUCAGAUCAUUGGGAUGUCUCCCAUGGAGGGUCAUACUCAUUCCACUGGUUAAUGUUUUCUUCCAUAGUGAUGAUUCAUUUUUCUGAGUUGGCCUCUCAUUUAAGUUUUCUGGUCUGUAUUUCUUAUCAGGAUUACUGUUGUCUGAUUUUUUUUCACGUGUUAUUUCUCUUCCACCUUCUGUCCAAGGUAGUGUUAAUCUAUGAGUGUAAAUAGUCUUUUCUAAAGUUUUCUAAUGUUCUUGUUUAUCUUUGUAAAUUUUACUGAUUGAAAUGGGACAAAGAUAUUUUCAUUAGAAAAGUCAAUGUCUGUAUUGAUGCCAGAGUUUAUUGCCUUUGUUGUAUUUGUUAAAUAUUGAGCUCUGUUUGGCAGGUUUUUUAACUAAAUUUUGUCAAAAGUUUUCCCUAUUUCGCACUACUUUCUGUUUUCUUUGCUUGUUGGUAUUCCAGAUACUUAGGUAUCAAGAAUCCCGAUGAAGGGUCUUGCCCGAAA
Messenger RNA from Mobula hypostoma (lesser devil ray), 3658 nucleotides. Its product is annotated as zinc finger protein 229-like. Lineage: Eukaryota; Metazoa; Chordata; Chondrichthyes; Myliobatiformes; Myliobatidae. The coding region runs from base 493 to 1950 and encodes 485 amino acids. The record is from RefSeq and is a predicted model, not a curated record. The transcript has 2 exons.